This is a messenger RNA of Vitrella brassicaformis, 1740 nucleotides long. Lineage: Eukaryota; Vitrellaceae. The record is from the annotation of a GenBank genome assembly.
GUUUUUCGUGCUGAUGAUUCGAUGCCCAUGAGGCCGCCACUUGACGUUUCUCCACGGCGUUCUGCGGGUCGGUGAUGGCCUCGGCUGAGUGCGGCUGGUAGGAGGGCGUUGGUUGCAUUCAUCGCCAUUCGGCCACCCGCCUCUGUAGCUUUCCCAUGGCGUCUAAGAGGCGUCUGGAUCUCCCGGACGGUCCGCAGCCUGCCUCGCGCUUUCGCUAUGCAGGGCCCAACGACCCGUUGGCGCCGCCAUGCAGCGCUGACUUCACGUGAGAUGGAUGCAUGGCAGGCAGCGAGGGAGAGGUCACGGCGUUGGUGGUGGUGGUGGUGGGUUGGGAUGGCUCUCUUGUGUUGGUCUCUUUCAGGUAUGCGUUCGACUUAGCCAUCGCUAACGUGCUGUGCAAGGUGAAACCUGGCGAUGACAUUGAAGUCAAGGUACGUGUGGGAGGGGCCACGCGAUGAUGCUCGAUGCUCCUCUUUCCCUCAUCCAUCCAUCCAUCCAUCCGAUGUGUGUGCCUUCCCUCACCCCCCCAGUGGUACAUUGCCAAGGACGGUGAGAACGAAACCCAGCAGUCGGCGUCGACCGCUGCCCCGUCGGCCUCCCCUCCCGCCCCGGCCCCUAUGCACGACGGGUCAUCAGAGGAGUCGAGCACGGCCGCAGCGACCACCACCAACGUGUCGCCCACUGAGAGCAAGGCGGAGGGCGGCACUGAUGACAAGGAGGGGGGAGACAAUAGGGACGAGGAAGAGGGUGAGAGAGAGAAAGGAAAUCGACUCACAUAGGGGGUGGGUCGAUGGAUGGAUGGAUGGAUGCCAUUCAUGGGCCUGUGUGUGUGUGUGUGUGUGUGUGUGUCAGAGGAGGCGGGGCAGCCGGUAUGGUUUCGUGCGACGGUAGAGGGCCCGGAUGGGGAGAAGAGGGACCCUAGCGGCAGGCGACUCUGGAAGGUAGGUACCCACACCUACACCUACACACACAGACCAUCCAUCUAUCCAUCCAUCCAUCCAUCCAUUCUGUCACACACAUCCCACAGCUUUGCUACGCCCCUCUAGUGGAGUUCAGCGGCGAGACGGCCUCGGUGUCGUUCAUCACUCGCCACCUGCUGUUCGACCCCCGCCACUCGGGUCUGUUGUCGUGGCGGCGUGAGGGCGAGGACUAUGAGGACGAGGAGGAGGAGCACGAGCUGUCCGAGCAGGACUCGACGCUGGAGUUCAUCGAGGGGCUCAAGGCACAGGAGGCCUGCCAGCUGAUCAACCCGGAGGAAAUGGCGGUCAGGCAGCCACAGAGAGAGAGAGGCGCAACCGAGACAGGAAGGGAAUGGUCGAUGAAUCGCUGAUGGUCGAUGGGUGUGGUCCGAUGGUGUGUGCAGGGUUCUGUGUUGGAGGGGGACUUGGGCGACCAGCUCCGCGGCCUCCCAAUGACGCAGCAGAUCCAGGUCGUCGACCACAUCAAGUCCAUCACCAAACGGUUCAAGGUGACUAUAUUGCGCUCCCCACCACCUGGACGGCUGUCUUGUUGCAUCCAUCCAUCCAGCCAGCCAUCCAGCCAUGCAUCUGUCCACCUGUGUGUGUGUCAGGAGCGGUUGCGUGAUUUGGUAGCUACCAAGGGCGCCGAGUACGUGUUGACGGCGGGCGAUGUGCAGAGUCUGGAGAGGGAGUUGCGGGAGGCCAGGCAGCGGCUGCGACAGGGGAACCAGUCCUAAUCGACCAUGGUUGUUUGUUGCUGAACACACCUCCUCCUCUAAAG